UUCAAACAUCUCCCGGCCAGAUCAGACUGUUACAAAGGUAAUCAUCAGGAGUAUCAUCGAAGAUAGAUCGGAUAGACAAUUCCACAGAGUACCAUGCCUAAAGCAGUGUCCCAACGACUCUCACGCAAUGUCAUCAGCGCACCGACGAGCGCAAGCAGCCGACCAGCGAACAAGAACAAGUCGGGAGGAGGCGGUGGUGGUGAUGGAAAUGCCGAAGCGUCGGGGAGUGGAGGUGGAAAGAAUCACUUGUUCGAUACGGCUAAGUUUGGACAGCACAUCUUGACGAAUCCGCUCGUUGCUCAGGGGAUCGUUGACAAGGCCACCCUCAAGCCCACCGAUAUCGUCCUCGAAGUAGGUCCCGGAACAGGAAACUUGACCGUCAGGAUCCUUGAAGCCUGUCGAAAAGUCGUGGCCGUCGAGAUGGAUCCGAGGAUGGCGGCCGAGGUGCAGAAGCGGGUUCUGGGCAAACCUGAACAGAGAAAGCUCGAGUUGAUCAUUGGGGAUUUCGUAAAGGCGGAGUUGCCGUACUUUGACGUCUGCAUCAGUAACACACCGUAUCAGAUCUCGUCACCUCUCGUCUUCAAACUCCUCUCCCACCGCCCUAUCAUCCGAACCGCCGUCCUCAUGUUCCAAAGAGAAUUCGCCCUCCGACUAUGUGCCACCCCCGCUACCCCUCUCUGGUGUCGUCUGAGCGCCAACGUCCAGCUCUUCGCCACGGUCGAACACGUCAUGAAGGUGGGCAAGGGAAACUUCCGGCCUCCACCUUUGGUAGAAAGUUCGGUCGUGAGAAUGUCGCCUAGGGACCCACCGCCCAAGGUCAGAUUCGAAGAGUUUGACGGGUUGAACCGAGUGAUCUUUAGUCGGCGGAACAAGACGGUACGAGCGUGUUUCCAGGCCAAGGGGGUCAAGGAGCUCUUGGAGGGGAACUACAAGACGUGGUGCGCUGAGACUGGCAAGAUAAUCGAGGACGAGCUCGAUUUCAAGGCCAAGAUCGAGACGAUCCUGCAGGAAUCCGGCUACGCGGAGGAACGAGCAGCCAAGAUGGAUGUGGACGAUCUGCUAAAACUGUUGGCAGCUUUCAACGUGGAGGGAAUCCACUUUGCAUGAUCGCUUGUCGGCCACGGUCUACAAGUUGAUGUGGCUUCUGAGUAUCUAUCGCAUGUUGUGUCUGUGUAACAAUGGUGUACGGCAUACGACCUUGACGAGUCGUGGUGUAGCGUUUACAACGUAUUUCAUUCUCCUGGCCGAUCCGGAACGA
Molecule: messenger RNA, 1258 nt
Organism: Filobasidium floriforme
Lineage: Eukaryota; Fungi; Basidiomycota; Tremellomycetes; Filobasidiales; Filobasidiaceae
Product: putative rRNA (adenine-N6,N6-)-dimethyltransferase
Exons: 8
Coding region: 94-1107 (337 amino acids)
Biological process (GO): rRNA methylation
Cellular component (GO): mitochondrial matrix
Molecular function (GO): rRNA (adenine-N6,N6-)-dimethyltransferase activity
Source: RefSeq, a predicted model, not a curated record